UGUGUCAAGCAUAACCUAAAAAUAACAGUAGCGUCUCGGCUGUUGUUUUGGUGGUGCCUGUUUUCAUUUUCCUGUUGUUUAAACGCUUCUACUGUUGUGAAUUUUAAUCAAAAAAGAUGACAAAUAAACAAGCAGAGACUGAUCUAUAUGGAACAACGUUUUCAAUAGAAUCCAUGAAAGUAAUAGCUGAAAGCAUUGGAAUACCAGGUCUCCCAGAUGAAGCUGCGAAAGAAUUAGCCGACGAUAUUUCUUUUCGACUCAAACACAUCAUUCAAGACUCUGCAAAGUUUAUGAAUCAUGCGAAACGCACCAAGUUAUUGCAUUCCGAUGUUGAUAGUGCUUUAAAAGUGAAAAAUCUUGAGCCACAAUAUGGUUUUCAUUCCUUGGAAUCUCUUCCAUUUCGAUUUGCGUCUGGCGGUGGUCGUGAAUUACAUUUUAUAGAAGAAAAAGAAGUUGAUCUCAAUGAAAUAAUCCAAAAUGUAAACAACAAAGCACCUCUUGAAGUCACACUGAGGACACAUUGGCUGGCAAUUGAUGGAGUCCAACCAGCAAUUCCUGAAAAUCCUCCUCCAGUUGCCAAAGAAGUACAGAAAACUGAAUCAGUUGACCCUGUGAACAAAAUCACCAAACCCAAAUCAAAGGAGAAUGCUGGCAAACCUAGUCUAAGCAAACAAAAAUUAAAGAAUGUGGAAACAGUACAAAUUAAACAAUUAGCCACACAUGAAUUGUCUGUAGAACAGCAAUUAUACUACAAAGAAAUAACAGAGGCUUGUGUUGGAUCUGAUGAAAAUAGAAGAACUGAAGCCCUGCAGAGUUUGGCAUCAGAUCCAGGCUUGCAUGAAAUGUUGCCAAGGAUGUGCACAUUUAUUAUUGAAGGUGUAAGAGUAAAUGUUGUGCAAAAUAAUUUAGCACUGCUGAUUUAUCUUAUGAGAAUGGUGAAAGCUUUGCUGGAUAAUGCUUCAUUAUAUUUAGAAAAAUAUCUGCAUGAGUUAAUACCGUCUGUGACGACUUGUAUUGUUUCAAAACAACUUUGCAUGCGACCAGAAUUGGAUAAUCAUUGGGCGUUGCGUGAUUUUGCAUCGAGAUUGAUGUCACAAAUUUGUAAAAAUUUCAAUACAUCGACGAAUAAUAUUCAGACGCGCAUUACUCGAAUGUUUUGCAAUGCGUUGCAACAAGGGGAUAAACUUGCGCUGAGUUCGUUGUAUGGUGCUUUGGAAGGUCUUUCUGAACUUGGAACAGAAGAUAAAACUUUCAUUGUUCCAAGAUUAAAAGCUUUGGGUGCAAGAAUUGAACAACAUUUGGAAGGUGUUUCUGUUUCUACAGUUGACAAGAUUGCAUCAGGGCAUAUAAAAAAUCUUUUGGUGAAAAAUCUCACUCCUAUAAUAACUCUUAAAAAUCCACCGGAUUAUUUGGAAGAAUAUAAAAAUGAUUAUGGAUAUUUAGGUCCAGCUUUGCAGAGUGCUGUUUUAAAGGUGAGGCAACAGCCUCUGAGUAUUGCGCCGCCAAUUACUGGAAAUGCGAUUCCAAUGCAGACUAAUGUAGGACAAUCUGUGACAAGAACAAUUACAUCUUCGAAUUCUAUUGUUCAACAACAGGCGACACGAGUCCAAUCCGCAGGUCCAAGUCAAAAGGUAAUAUUUGUCACCCAGCGCAGUCAAUCCGGACAACAGGUACAGCAAGUGCAGCAAGUCGUGCAACAGCAGCAGAGCACAGUCGUGAAGUACGUCACCAACACCAAUCAGCAGCAGAUGCAUAUGCAACAACAAAAAAUCAUCACACAACAAAAGUUGGAUUGGGUGGAACUGGAAGAGGAAUUUGAAUAGACAACGUCGUCGUCGGCUGGAGGUUUUACUGUUAAUACAAAUAUUCUAUGUUGUGGAAGAGCAAAUGAUUGAGCUGAUAUAUUUAUUUUUAAGUUUUUUAAAAAUACAAAUAAAGUACGAUGGUGAUUAAUAUAA
Messenger RNA from Dalotia coriaria, 1958 nucleotides. RefSeq names its product transcription initiation factor TFIID subunit 6-like. Gene Ontology annotation, molecular function: protein heterodimerization activity; transcription coactivator activity; RNA polymerase II general transcription initiation factor activity. NCBI's taxonomy places the organism in Eukaryota, Metazoa, Arthropoda, Insecta, Coleoptera, Staphylinidae. Gene Ontology annotation, biological process: transcription initiation at RNA polymerase II promoter; RNA polymerase II preinitiation complex assembly. The record is from RefSeq and is a predicted model, not a curated record. Gene Ontology annotation, cellular component: SLIK (SAGA-like) complex; transcription factor TFIID complex; SAGA complex.